AUGAACGGGUCACCCGAUGAACUACUUCCCCCUCUUGCUAGAAGAUUGGACGGCAAGGUGGCCGUCAUAACCGGAGGCGCCAGCGGGUUUGGAGAGAGCACUGCGAGGCUCUUCGCGCGCCACGGCGCGAGCAUUGUCAUCGCUGACAUCCAGGAUGAGAAGGGCCUUUCCCUCUGCCGCGAGCUGUGCGGUGCCCACCCGGGCCGGGUCUCGUACGUCCACUGCGACGUCACCCGGGAGUCGGACGUGCGCGCGGCCGUCGACCUGGCGGUCUCGGCCCACGGCGGCCUCGACGUGAUGUUCAACAAUGCGGGAAUUCCCGGGAAGCUCGACUUUGCCAUCGCGGAGGCUGACGGGGACAACUUCCGGCGCGUGAUGGACGCCAACGCGUACGGGGCGUUCCUCGGGACGAAGCACGCGGCUCGAGUGAUGGUCCCGGCGGGGAAGGGAGUGGUGCUGUACACGUCGAGCCUGGCGUCGGUGACGGCAGGGGAGUCCCCGCACGCGUACGAGGCGUCGAAGCAUGCGGUGGUGGGGCUGAUGAGGAGCGCGUGCGUGGAGCUCGGGCGGUAUGGAGUGCGGGCCAACUGCAUAUCGCCGUGCGCGGUGGCCACGCCGCUGCUGACCGGGGCGAUGGGGGUGGGGGCGGGGGUGGUGGAAGGGAUCAUAGGGGCGUCGGCGACGCUCAAAGGGGUGGUGCCCACCGCGGAGGACGUGGCGGAGGCAGCGCUGUACCUGGCGGGGGACGGGGCGAGGUUCGUGAGCGGGGUGAACCUGGUGGUGGACGGAGGGUACAGCACCACCAACGGGAGCUACAGCCGGGAGAUUCAGAGCGUGUUUGGGUCGCCGCCGUCUUCGUGA
Molecule: messenger RNA, 861 nt
Organism: Striga hermonthica
Lineage: Eukaryota; Viridiplantae; Streptophyta; Magnoliopsida; Lamiales; Orobanchaceae
Source: the annotation of a GenBank genome assembly